AUGUCGGGAGAGCCACCGGCGGUGGAGCGUGUGUUUGCGACGCUGCCGUACGUGCUUCCCUUCCUGGACGGCUUCCAGUACGGGCUGUACGUCUUCAACAACGUGCCCGGCGGCGUCGGCUUUGCGGAGGCGGUGCUGCCGCUCGUGGUCGCCUUCAACUCGCUGCCCUUCUCCGGCAUCAUCUUCUUCAUCGGGCUCUCCUUCUUCACGCGCCCCGACUCGGGCCUCUCGCGCUUCGUGCGCUUCAACAUCCAGCAGGCCCUCGUCCUCGACAUCCUGCUCAUCAUCCCGUCGCUCUUCUCGGGCGCCGCCGGGAUGGUCCCUUCUUCCGUCGCCAUCCUCGGCUCAAACUUUGUCUUUUACACGAUGGCGCUGGUCGUCACCUACGCGCUCUACUCGAACGCGCGCGGCGAACUGCCCGACCAGGUGCCUGUCAUCUCCGAGGCGGCGGGCUUGCAAAUCGGCCCGUUUUAA
Emiliania huxleyi CCMP1516 is the source of this 474-nucleotide messenger RNA. RefSeq lists its product as hypothetical. Bases 1 to 474 code for a protein of 157 amino acids. The record is from RefSeq and is a predicted model, not a curated record. The transcript has a single exon. NCBI's taxonomy places the organism in Eukaryota, Haptophyta, Isochrysidales, Noelaerhabdaceae.